This is a messenger RNA of Carassius carassius (crucian carp), 2455 nucleotides long. It is a transcript of the gene fam20b, whose product is annotated as FAM20B glycosaminoglycan xylosylkinase. Bases 544 to 1773 code for a protein of 409 amino acids. Gene Ontology annotation, cellular component: Golgi apparatus. Gene Ontology annotation, molecular function: phosphotransferase activity, alcohol group as acceptor. Gene Ontology annotation, biological process: protein phosphorylation. The record is from RefSeq and is a predicted model, not a curated record. The transcript has 9 exons. Lineage: Eukaryota; Metazoa; Chordata; Actinopteri; Cypriniformes; Cyprinidae.
UGCGUGUGUGCGUUUGUGUGUGUGUUUAGUCAGUCAGGAAGAGCCACAGAGACUCACACACACAAACACAGCCAGCAGCAGUAAUGAAUGGAGGCUGACCUACAAGCGGCUGGAUAUUGUCGAUAAACGUAUGUCGAACGCGUUGGGGUUUUUCUGUCGAAAUGUUUCGUUAGUAGCGCAAGGGAAGUUCAAGAUUGUGUCACAGAAACCAGACUCGCCCAGUCAGUAACAGACCAGACACACCUGAGCAGACAGGUGUCCGCCCAUCCUCCACACCCCACCAUCCUGGACUCUUAAUCAUAUAUUCGAAGGAUUUGAGUUGGCGUGUGUGCGAGAUUGCCACGAACACAGACACAUCCAGGAGCGUCUUAUAUAACUGAGGAAGCUCUCGUGCAUCAGAAGUGUCGUCCGGUGUGGUGGUUUGCCUGACCGGUGGUGGUGUUGGUCAGACAGCGGGCAGUGCCAUGCCCCAGGCGUAGGUGCGUGUCUCCGGGCAGACUCAGGCGUGGUGGGCCGCCGGUGGGCGUCUGGCUGUGGAAGGUGAUGAAGCUGAAGCAGCGUGUGGUGGUGCUGUGUGCUGUGCUCUUUCUCCUCGGCCUGGCCAAGGUCUUCCUGCUGGAUGGAGGGGAGGGAUCGGCCGCCAGCCGCCGCGACCUGCGGGCCUUUCGCAAGAUGGAGAACAGCCUGGCCCUGGCCAAGGGCGCUCGCCUCACGCACACCCUGCAGUCGCCCUGGGAAGUGGCCGCCCAGUGGGUGGGUCCACGGGAGGUGUACCCAGACGAAACGCCCGAGCUUGCCGCUGUGCUGAACGCCCUUUCCACCGCUCGUGUGGAGAGGGCUGAUGUGGGAUAUAAAGGCACCCAGCUUAAAGCCCUCCUAGUGCUCGACGGAGGACAGAAAGUGGUAUUCAAACCCAAGAGGUACACUAGAGAUUAUGUGGUUGAAGGAGAGCCGUACGCAGGGUACGAUCGGCAUAAUGCAGAAAUUGCUGCUUUCCACUUGGACAGGAUCCUAGGUUUUAGAAGAGCACCCCUGGUGGUGGGGAGGAUUAUGAAUCUGCGUACUGAGAUUAAGCCAGUAGCUACAGAUCAACUGUUGAGCACUUUCCUGAUGCACGGAAAUAAUACAUGUUUCUAUGGGAAGUGUUAUUACUGCCGUGAGACUGAGCCUGCGUGUGCAGAGGGGGAUGUGAUGGAGGGAUCGGUUACCCUGUGGCUCCCCGACGUCUGGCCUUUACAGAAACACAGACACCCAUGGGGACGGACAUACCGAGAGGGCAAACUUGCCAGGUGGGAAUAUGAUGAGAGCUACUGCGAGGCCGUGAAGAAAAUGCCUCCUUACGAUGCUGGGCCACGGCUCCUGGAUGUUAUCGACACAGCCAUCUUUGAUUACCUCAUCGGUAAUGCAGAUCGCCAUCACUAUGAGAGUUUCCAAGAUGAUGGAGGAGCCAGUAUGCUCAUCCUUCUGGACAACGCCAAAAGUUUUGGGAACCCAGGUCUGGACGAGAGGAGUAUUCUCGCCCCUCUUUAUCAGUGUUGCAUGGUCCGUGUUUCCACCUGGAACAGGCUAAACCUGCUAAAAGGUGGAAUGUUGAGUUCAGCGAUGCGACAGGCCAUGGCCCACGAUCCCGCGUUUCCAGUACUAACAGAGCUGCAUCUCGCAGCGCUCGACCGCCGUCUCAACGGUGUGCUGGCCACAGUGCGGCAGUGCAUAGAAACGCAGGGCGCUGACAACACGCUGAUCGAGGACCGCAUGAACCUGCCUCAUCCUUAAACACACUGGAGAAACAAGGGAAGUGAAGAUGUGUUUGACUCUUAAUGCACAGGCUGCUUUUGCCUUCCUGUUAUGAAGCCACAGAAGCGGAGGCCACAAGAAGCCUUAUAAGCCGACCUGGUGGAGUUUGUUUUUCACUGGAUUCAUUCGGGUCAGACCACAGGGGCCAAGAAGAAUCUCCAUACUGUUUUUACUUGCUCUAUGGAUGGAGUGAGGAGGCCUUGACAACAACAUGUAGGUGGACUACACUUGACCUUUUUACUGUUUGUCUUUUUUUCUUUUGCCAUCCAAGUCCGUUUGCUGGAAGAUGGAUCAAAUUUUCAGAGUUAAAGAUGUGGAACUUGGAAUGAGAUCUUUGGAGGAAUUCGACUCAGGAAGCUUGAAAGUGACUAGGACGAAUCCAGAAGACUAUUAAUAGACCCCCCCCCCCCCCCAAUUGAAUCUCCCACAUUGUAUAUACAGAACAAGCUUUUGAAUGAUACUGAGUUAUAAUUUUAUUGAUCUACAGAUAAAAUGAAUUCUGAUAGGUUCACUGUGUUCUAUAUGCAGGAUGAUCACAGUGUUUGUACAGAGCUGGGCGGCUGUUGCUACUGAUGUUCAGAGAAGAUGGUGAAGAUGACAACAUUGUAAGAUUGCUGUGGGGCAUUUUCAACAUUAAAAAUUAAUAUUGAAUCUUACAGAA